Messenger RNA from Mus caroli (Ryukyu mouse), 4170 nucleotides. RefSeq names its product zinc finger protein 8 (gene Znf8). Gene Ontology annotation, molecular function: DNA-binding transcription factor activity, RNA polymerase II-specific; RNA polymerase II cis-regulatory region sequence-specific DNA binding. Gene Ontology annotation, cellular component: nucleus. The record is from RefSeq and is a predicted model, not a curated record. Gene Ontology annotation, biological process: regulation of transcription by RNA polymerase II. Lineage: Eukaryota; Metazoa; Chordata; Mammalia; Rodentia; Muridae.
CCGCCAUUGUCCAGCGGGAGGCCGGUCCGGUGGUCCCCAGGACGGGGCUGAGUUUAAAAUUAGGGUGUCCUUGGACGUCUGUGGCUGACCUGUUGGCCUGGAAUGGACCACCAGGACAAAGCAUCAACAGUGGCAAUGGCCUCGCGGCCGCAAGCAACACAACUUCAGGAGCCAGUGACUUUCCGAGAUGUGGCUGUGGACUUUACCCAAGAGGAGUGGGGGCAGCUGGACCCUACCCAGAGGACUCUGUACCGUGAUGUGAUGCUGGAGACCUUUGGGCACCUUCUCUCUGUGGGUCCUGAUCUUCCCAAACCUGCAGUUAUCUCCCAGCUGGAACAAGGUGCUGAGCUGUGGGUGGCAGACAGAGGAGGCACCCGGGCCUGCCAUCCAGGCUGGAUUCUUGAACCUGAAGACCACACAUUACUAAAGGACCAGGGCCUCCCAAAAAUGAAACCAUCCCCCAUUACAGAAAAGGAUGGGUUUGCAAAGGCUGUUCCUUGUCGUUCUAUGAUAGGGAUAGAUCAGGAAAGUGAUGGCCAGAGGCAGGCACUCAAGAAGGACCAGAGUAACUUGAAUGACCCCAAAGAGAUACCACUUCAGAGUCAAAGCCACAAAAGUCUUGGACUUGUGGAAACCUGUGUUCUUGGCUUAAACACUUAUCUAUUACCAGUUAUUUCUGGAAGAGAGUAUGGCUGUACUUAUGACUCACAAGUUAAAAAUUUAGAACAUAAUCCAAGCUUAGUUAGACAACGGACAGACUCCCCAGCAACACAGUCCUUUGAUGACAAUGACAGUCAAAAAGCCUUUGAUCAAAUUAUGCCCGUUACAGAACUCACAAAAAGUCAGGUGCAAGAUAAACCCUAUAAGUGUACUGAUUGUGGGAAGUCAUUUAACCAUAAUGCACAUCUCACAGUGCACAAGAGAAUUCAUACGGGAGAAAGACCUUACAUGUGCAAAGAGUGUGGGAAAGCCUUCAGCCAAAACUCCUCCCUUGUUCAACAUGAGCGAAUCCACACUGGAGACAAGCCUUAUAAGUGUGAUGAAUGUGGGAAAUCUUUUUGCCACAGUACACACCUUACAGUCCAUAGGAGAAUUCACACUGGAGAGAAACCCUAUGAGUGUCAGGACUGUGGGAGGGCCUUCAAUCAGAAUUCAUCCCUUGGUCGACACAAGAGGACACACACUGGGGAGAAGCCUUAUACCUGCAGUGUUUGUGGGAAAUCUUUCUCCCGGACCACUUGCCUCUUCCUGCACCUGCGGACUCACACUGAGGAAAGGCCAUACGAGUGUAAUCACUGUGGAAAGGGCUUCAGGCACAGUUCCUCCCUGGCCCAGCAUCAGCGGAAGCACGCUGGUGAGAAACCCUAUGAGUGCCGACAGAGGCUGAUCUUUGAGCAGGCACCAGCUUUAACAAAGCACGAGUGGACAGAACACCUCGGCUGCGACUCACCGUUGAGUCAAGGUGAAAGGACUCAACGGAGUGAUAGGCCCUUUAAGUGUAAUCAGUGUGGAAAGUGUUUCACUCAGAGUUCUCACCUCAUCCGACAUCAGAUCACCCACAACAGAGAGGAAGAACCACUACGUGGACGUAGCAGAAGGCGAGAACAGCCCUGUAGACGGGGCUCAAGACUCAUUCAGUAUCAAAACUCAAAUUUAAGAGAGCUUCCUGUAGCCCAGUCAAAGGCAGGACAAGCAAGCAGAACCCUGGCCUUGUUUGACCUUCAUGAAAUUAUGCAGGAGAAAAACUCUGUGCAUGUUAUUGGGGUAGAAGAACCUUCAGCGGGCAACUCCAUGCUGUUUGACACCAGGGAAUCUAGACUCACUGAAUUCUUCUGCCCAAUGGCCAUCCCCAAGAGCCCUCUGAGCCCAGUACUCUGGGAACAGGAUAGCUUCCUUCAGGUGAAGGUUGAGGAGGAAGAAGCUAGCGACUCCCAGAGCCAGGAAUCCAGCCCUAGCUUUACUGCCCACCCUGAGGCUGCACGAUUGCGAUUCAGGCACUUCCGCUAUGAGGAGGCAUCCAGCCCUCAUCAGGCGCUAGCCCAACUGCGAGAGCUAUGUUGCCAGUGGCUGAGGCCAGAGUCGACCUCCAAAGAACAGAUGCUGGAGUUGCUGGUGCUGGAGCAGUUCCUGGGUGCACUGCCCCCUGAGAUCCAGGCCUGGGUGGGUGCUCAGUGCCCAAAGAGUGGAAAGGAGGCUGCCGUUCUGGUGGAGGAUAUGACUCAACUGCUGGACAGGAGAGGAUGGGAGCCAGGAGUGGAACGUGAAGAGGCAAGUUGCAAACAGAGCAGUACAGAUGAAUUGGAGCCAACAAAAAUGGCGACUGAAACUGUCAUGGGAAGCGUUUUGCCAAAAUCUACCCUUGCCCACACUUGUAAACCUGAGAGCCACUCAGAGAGCCAGCCAGAACUCCUAGGAGCACUCUGGAUGAAGUCUACUGCCCAAGAGAUGGAUUUCAGAAAAGCUCUGGGGCCUCACAUGGAUGCCCCCAAAGACCAGCCUGGCCAUGAGUCUCAUGCCUCAGGAAACGGUUCCAACGUGUGGUCCAACUUCCCUUCCCCAGACAAGGCUUCUUCAGAGGAGAAAGUUGGCCCAUUACUUGAUAAUGAGACAGUGCCUCCAGAUACUUGCUCAGAGAAGAAAUCCUCCAAGGAUAGUGAAUGUUUGAAAACAUUCCAGAACACUUCAGCUCUGGAGGCCCACCAGAAGAGCCACUCUCAGAAGACGCCCUAUGCCUGUACUGAGUGUGGGAAAGUAUUCAGUCGGAGCACCCACCUUGUCCAACACCAGGUUGUUCACACAGGAGCAAAGCCCCAUGCGUGUAAAGAGUGUGGUAAAGCCUUCAGUCGAGUUGCCCACCUGACACAGCACCUGAGGAUUCAUACUGGGGAGAAGCCUUAUAAGUGUGAAGAAUGUGGUAAAACCUUCAGCCGCAGCACCCACCUCACGCAGCAUCAGCGAGUACACACAGGCGAGCGGCCCUACGAGUGUGAUACGUGCGGGAAAGCCUUCAGCCAGAGCACCCACCUGACACAGCACCAGCGCAUCCACACUGGGGAGAAGCCCUACAGGUGUGAUGUGUGUGGGAAAGCCUUCAGUGACUGUUCAGCUCUGGUCCGGCACCUGCGAGUCCACUCUGGAGAGAAGCCUUAUCAAUGUAAGGACUGCCCGAAGGCCUUCGCACAAAGCUCUUCCCUCAUUGAGCACCAGCGCACUCACACGGGUGAAAAGCCUUAUAAAUGCAGUGACUGUGGGAAAGCUUUUAGCCGCAGCUCAGCUCUCAUGGUGCACCUAAAGAUCCAUAUCACCGUGACUCGAAGCACCCCUUAGAGUACAGCACAGCCUCCCUGAGAGGAUUGACAUCUAAGAAAUCUGAUAGUUGUGCUACCCAGUGUCUAAGGGGUUAUCUGGAAACACCUCUACAUUUGAGGUCCCAGGGGAAAUCCCCUAAUGAACACGGAUUCAGACCAAUUGGUGAAGCUUCUAGAAGCUUCCUACUGCCCUCUGUAUCCCACUCAGGCUGGUCCCAGAGAGAAGAUACUAAACUGAUGAUCUGCAUUGUUUCUUGGAACCAGAGCAAGGUGUCUUUCCAGGCUCAGAUGCCCCAAGAUCCUCGAGGCAGGAAGACCCAAGCUUCAGGUUCUCACAUGGUUACUGUUCUUGCCGGUUCCUUGCUGAUCAGCCUAGAAUGGCCCACUCUGUGCCUUCACACCUGCUUCCCCACCAUAUUACUUUAUGCCUAACUCCAAGACAGACUUGGGAGGCUGCCUCUCCAUGCUAUCCCUCUCAUGUUCUCCCUGCUUUAAUCCACAGUGUCUGUCUUCUCCCACGUCUUCCUUCCACAUCUCAGGCUCCAGCCGUGUGGAUUCACCUCAGGCUCAUCUCUAAUCUAGCCCCUCCUGCAGUAUCACCUCCUGUGAGCUCACCUUGGGCCUCCCUGGAUUUUUAUCAGGGCUCUCUUUUCUCACCUCUUCCUGCCUUCAUUCCAUCUCCACCCACUUUCUUCCUGGCGCAUCUCUUUCUGCUACCCAGAUCACAGUGAAUCAUUCCAUGACACAAUAUGUUGUCCGUGAGUCACCUCUUCAACAAACAAGCAUGCCAGGAUAUAUGUCACUUUGGUCCAAGCAAUUACUCUAGGAAUGUUGUCAAAGGAAUGUUGUCAUUUGUCUUUGA